CGCUCAAAUAGCUGCACGCUUCCUAAGCUUAGCACGUUGUAACGAUCGCGCGUGUAAUCCGCAAUAGCUAAAAAUAUUAUCUAAAAAGUUUUUUUAUUUUAUUUUCUAAUAUUUUACUGAAGCUCCGGCUUAACCGACUGCAUAAAUAUAACGUAACACUUCAAUGAUUGUUGAAUGAUUAAUGAACUAUUGUGAGUGGACUGUUUUAUUGUGAAACACGAGCGGAUGGACAUACUUUUUGCGUAUAAGUAUAUUGUGAAUUGUGAUUCCGAGCUCGCUGGAAACAAACACAAGUGAAAGUUGUAAUUUUUUUUGUGGGACAUUCGACAAAAGUGAAAAUUCUCUAGAAACAAUGGACCACAUCUUUCGGCAACGUAGGAUUAGCGUGCCUAAACGGACGAGUGAACUAGUAGCGCUGGUGGCAGUUUCCUGCACAUUGUUCCUGUUCCUACACACGCGAGACCUCAGCACCAAGCUCCGACGCAUGCAGAGACUCAACGAUGACGUAACUGCCUUUAACCAUCUCACUGACAGAAUCCAGACAGAUCGCACGGAGCAUGCGUACGCGUCUGCACAAGAGUACAAAGAGGCGCUGGAGGCUAUACGGAGGAACACCGGUGCUGAACGCAGUAAGCCACAACGUACUCUAGAGUCAGAGAUCACUAAGUCCGAAGAAGUGGAUCAAGAGUUGCACGAAGAAGUCCUCCCAGACCCCUGGGAGCUUAAUAACACGGCUCGCGCUGAUGUUGAACUACUGUUCUUUAACCGGGUGCCCAAAGUCGGCAGCCAGACCUUCAUGGAGCUGUUGAGGCGAUUGGCGAUUAGAAAUCAAUUCGGUUUCCACCGCGACGCAGUCCAGCGCGUGGAGACGAUACGCCUCGCGCCCACUGAUCAACAAGUGCUGGCGAGUAUUGUAUCUGCGCACACGCCGCCUGCCUCCUACAUCAAACACGUUUGUUACACGAAUUUUACGAGAUACGGUUACCCAUCGCCGAUCUACGUAAACGUAGUACGUGACCCCGUUGAACGAGUUAUAUCAUGGUACUACUACGUGCGGGCCCCGUGGUACUACGUGGAACGCAAAAGGGCCUUCCCUGAUCUCCCUUUGCCUGAUCCGGCUUGGCUGAAAAAGGAUUUUGAAACGUGUGUCUUAAGCGGCGACCGCGAAUGCCGCUAUCUGGAAGGCGAAACACAUGAAGGUAUCGGCGACCAUCGCAGGCAAACCUUGUUCUUCUGCGGUCACGACCCGCAGUGCACACCAUUCAACAGUCUAGAAGCUCUUCAGCGUGCCAAGCGCGUUGUUGAACAGCAAUACGCUGUAGUGGGUGUGCUUGAAGACAUGAACUCAACCCUAACUGCCAUGGAGCGGUAUAUCCCGAGAUUUUUCCGUGGCGCUUUGCAAAUGUACUGGGAGGAACUGAACAAAUUUAAUCGUAUCAAUCGAAACGCCUUCAAGCCACCCGUAUCGGAAGCGGUGAAGCAGAUAGUCCGCGCGAACUUCACGCGAGAGAUCGAGUUUUACGAAUUUUGCAAACAAAGACUGCAUAUGCAAUUGAAAGCACUCAAAGACUCCUCCAUCACACUGCCUGAGAUUACUAACACAAGAACUGCCACGAAUUUCAAUAUGCUAUAACACCGCGAAGACUGCUUGUAAAUUUAUAAUGUAUGUUUAAGAAUAUAGACUAUACAAAGUGGAAAAAGAUUCUAAAAAAUUUAAAUAAGUAGGUCGAGAUGUUAAUUAUUAUAAAAAAAUAAGAGGACAAUCAAUACUUAUUCUGUUAUUAACAACAAUAUGUAGUACAUCGCAUCUAAUAAGCCCUAGUGACAUCUAUUGAGUAUUCGCUAACCUACAUGUUCUUGUAAGAUGAGUAAAGCCAUCUGUUGUUAAUAUUUCAAAACUAUUCAUUGAAAUUAGUCGCUCAAUUGGUCUCUUAAAUAUUAUUCUUUAUUUUACUGUGUUUAUUACUUAUACGAUUUUAUAAAUAAAUAUUUUAUAAAAAUCAAGUGAUCUAUGCUAAUAUGGAUACGUAUAUGAGUUAUAUACACAUACGACUAAACAUAAGCGUACAUCGUUAAAAUAUGCACAGCCUCAUAUACAGUAAUAAAAUUAAAAGUCCUUUCUUUAUUCAUUAGAAUUUCAAGUUUUUUUUUUAAUAUAUCAACUUCUAAGUUAUAUAUGUAAAAUAGGUGAGAUUAGGACCAGUCUAGUAUCUUUAUAAAUGACGCCAAAGUAGACCAAUUUGGCACAUCACUUAUUGAUGAUAAUAUACGCAGAGAUUGAAUAAGAACAUAUGAUGAUAUUUUUAUCAUAUAGUAAAAAAGUAUGUUCAAAAUAUCGUCCAGUACCUACAUGAUGUAUUGUUGGCGUUUUUUUUUUAAACAUCGUCAGUAGUACCUACAUUAGCAAUAAGUAAAAUGAUAAGGAAUUAAUUAUAGAAUAUAAUAGGAGCUCCUAAUAUAUAUUUUAUAUAUUAUUUAGAAACUUAUAUUUGUAUCCACCAGUGUCAGACGGGUGAACUUUUGUACAAUAUACUCUUCUUUUAAGUUUAAUUUCGAUAGUUUACUCUGUAAAUGUUACUUUAUUUACUAAUUUAUUUACUGUAUCAUUCAAUAAUUGUGAUAUGUUUAGUCUUUAAACGAUAUUGUAAAAUAAAAGUACAUCAUAAAAUUUUAAA
This is a messenger RNA of Vanessa atalanta (red admiral), 2675 nucleotides long. RefSeq names its product heparan sulfate 2-O-sulfotransferase pipe (gene pip). The record is from RefSeq and is a predicted model, not a curated record. The coding region runs from base 353 to 1633 and encodes 426 amino acids. Gene Ontology annotation, molecular function: sulfotransferase activity. Gene Ontology annotation, cellular component: membrane. The transcript is spliced from 10 exons. NCBI's taxonomy places the organism in Eukaryota, Metazoa, Arthropoda, Insecta, Lepidoptera, Nymphalidae.